Maniola jurtina (meadow brown) is the source of this 3011-nucleotide messenger RNA. Its product is annotated as protein phosphatase 1 regulatory subunit 21. Gene Ontology annotation, cellular component: membrane; early endosome. The transcript is spliced from 10 exons. NCBI's taxonomy places the organism in Eukaryota, Metazoa, Arthropoda, Insecta, Lepidoptera, Nymphalidae. The record is from RefSeq and is a predicted model, not a curated record. The coding region runs from base 109 to 1404 and encodes 431 amino acids.
AUUUUCAACAUUUUCAUUUUCAUAGGAAAGUGGGUGUUCGAUUCAAUAAAAUUACAAAAUUAAAUAAUUUUAUGCAAAAUUAGAGCUAUGAACUCAUGAAACAUAAUCAUGGAGGGAUUACCUUCUGGUGACAUUCAGGCCAAGUACCAAAAAUUAGCAGCUGAGUAUUCAAAGUUGAGGGUUCACGUGAAAGUAUUGAAGAAAGGAGUACUAGAUGAACAGGCUAAAUCAAACGAGCUACGAGAAACUUUGAAAGAGAAAGAGAAAACGUUACGGAAGGGUGAACUCGAAAUUGAUUCGCUAACGUUUAGAAACCAGCAACUGACGCGCCGCGUCUCCGUCCUUCAAGAUGAACUUGAUAGCCUGCAGAAUAAGUUAACAAAAAAGUCAAAAAGUAAAGGGGAAGAGAAAGCAGCUGCAACAAGUAAUCCACAAGGUUUAGAUGCAGGUCUUCUUCAGGAAGAGUUACAAAAGAAAAUCAUAGAAAAUGCCCAGUACGCUUCUCAGCUUUCAGAUAAAACAUUUGAAGUAUCCCAGCUUCAAGCUACAAUAGCCGACUACCAAAGGCAUAUCAGUGAAAGUGAGAGCAAAUAUAAGUGUGAUAUUGCUAAGUUAAAAAAUAAAAACCAAGAACUCCAGUUUGCUUUAGAAGACGUGCAAAAAGAGAGACUGGGAGUGGUGCCAAAGGCUCAGACUAGUAGUCAAGCUGCAAGCUGUAAUGGUGACUUCCUUUCUGAAGCUGGGAGCCUGGUUGGAAGCGAGGACGCGCUUAGUUCUGUAGAUGACUUAAAUGUCAACGAACAGCUCAGUACAAGGACACACAAUUUAGAACAGGAAAAUCAAAAAUUACGCAUGGAGUAUGAAUUGUUACAAAUGGAGAAUGAAAGUCUAAAACUAGAAAUAGGUAAAUACGUGUCCGCGUCGCAAAAGAGGAGAGGGGAAACUCACGACUCUGGAGACUUCAAUUGCUUCAGCGAAACUUCUGUAGACGCGGAGGGCAGGGUGACCGGCCUGCUGGGCAGCCUGCAAACGCCGUUCCUGGUGAGCCACGAGCUGCUGCAGCGCGAGGAGCGCCUGCAGGCCUACUUCCGCGCCAAGCUCAGCGAGCUGAGCGCGCAGCGGGACUCCCUCGAGAGCAAGACUGAGCAUUAUCUUAAAGAGUGCGAGACGCUUCGGCAACGAUUCGAAGUGAUGGAGCUGGAAAAAGAGGCUGACGCGCACACCAUACAGGAGAAACAUAACACCAUUAGCCGACUGGAGGAAGAGUUGCAGUCGACGUGCCGCAACUAUGAGCAGCAGCUGGGCGUGCUGACGGAGCACGUGGCCGCGCUCAACGAGCACAUCGCGCGCCAGCACGACCAGCUCACGCUGCUGAAGCAUCAGCGCGACACCAGGAGGAAGUAGCACAUCCCGAUACAGGUGCAAUUAUCAACCUGGCAUCGAUGAGCAUCACCUCAGUAACACAACUGACCCGAAAUUCUUUGACCGUUAUAAUAUUAUAAUACGAAACUUGUUAAAUAGCUUUUAUUCUUUCUAUUCUCGAGUUAUGUCAUAUAAAAAUUUUCAUUCCAGCCUAAAUAUUAUACCUACAGAGUACAGAUGCCCUAUUAUAAACUAACCUUGUUUUAUAGCAACAUUUAUCGUCACAAGAAAUUACUUUUAAGUAGGUACUAUUAAAAUGUUUGGUCACACAAGAAAGAGUGUUCACCAAAACGUGGUGGCAACAUGUUGCCAACCAAGAAAAAAGGCUAGUAAGUUUUGAUAAAACAAAUGUAAGUAUAUUAAGUCAAAAUAUGUUUAUUAGAAUACAUUUUUUCAAAAUUCAAUUUCGUUCUCGCAUUAUUUUGAAAAUAAAUAAUUAAUUAAAAUGUCCAGUAGAAGUAUAAGAAUAAUUGUAUAAAGAAACUUUCUCUGUACACAAAGCUGUUCAUAUUGUGUAAAUUACAUAAUUUAUUGUAAGAAAAAAUAGGCAAUAACAUGUUUUAUACCUAAAAUACAAAGUAUUUACAGUUUAAAUUGAUCUCCGAAUGAGAUUAAAAAAUUGCAACUAUAGGGUUGGCAAUCAUUAGUGAAAGAAUCUGUAUUUAUUAUUAAUUAUGUCUUCAUAUUUAUAGAUGGACUGUACACAUUUUUCUAUUCAGCCUAAGGGCCUGUGCAGACUAGAUGGACCACGAUGGACUAAGCGGGCGGCCCAGGUGGGAGCGGGUACGUCCUGCGGGGCGGGCAGCGUGUAGAAGUAAAGUUAAUAUAAUUUACAAGAAAUUGGAAGGAACGCGGACGUAUUCUAAUCGAGAGCGGCACGGAUAAUAUGGCAUUGCGCCCGCUUAGUCCAUCGUGCGUUAUGCGUUGGAACUUGUUCUUAGUAACCCAUGAUGUCCUCGGCGGACAGUCCGUAGUCUGCGCGAGCCAUAGUUGUUAUAAAAUGACACAUUUUAUUAUAAUAUUUCUGAGCAUUCCUACUAUAUUAUUAUGUGCAAGGCCUAAGUAGUAGUCAUUUUUUUUUUUUGUAAAUCGGCUAGUGAUUUAUUACUUCUAGAGUAAGGAAUUGAAGAUUUAAUAUUCUUGAGUGAAUGGAUUACUAUCACUGUAUGCCAUGAAUUUGUAGCCUAUAUUAUUAAAACUGUUUUGCAGAAAUUAAACUGCAACCAUAAAUGUACCACUUCAUACAAAAUCUUGUAACAGCCCUGUAUUUGUAAAUGAAAAAUGGAAGAAAUAAGUCGGACUGUAGGUUUUGAAUGAAUACUAAUUGACUGGCAAUAUUUAAUAGUAGGCUCACAGCAAUAUUAUGUAGAUAAGAGAUAUCCAGAAUUGUAGGACCUACUUUCUGUGAAAUUUUAGAUAAGUUUAAAAAGCUAGUGUUAUGUAUAUUAAACAUAAUUCAGUGAAAGUUGCAAGAGUUACGCUCGCUAUAAGAGAAACUAUUAUUUAAAUCUUGUAAUUAUUUAUGUGUAAAAAUCAAUUUGGUAUACAAAUAUUGUGUAUUUAUAAAUAUUAAUAAAUAGUUUUAAAUA